Neoarthrinium moseri is the source of this 1545-nucleotide messenger RNA. RefSeq lists its product as uncharacterized. The transcript has 2 exons. Lineage: Eukaryota; Fungi; Ascomycota; Sordariomycetes; Amphisphaeriales; Apiosporaceae. Bases 1 to 1545 code for a protein of 514 amino acids. The record is from RefSeq and is a predicted model, not a curated record.
AUGGCACCCAAAGAACCCAAAGUGGAUGCGCCGCCCCUGUCAAGUGACGAUGAAGAUGAGAAGGGGUACAGUAAACUCGAUUCCUCGGAUUCAGAAGACGACCGGCAGAGAACCGCAGAUAUUGUCCCCUCAUUUCCCAAAGAAUCCAGCUCAGCCGGAAAUGCCAGGAAGACCGCUCUAGGCCGCAAAGUCGAUCCACCAGAGGAUUUGUCAUUGUCGAGAAUAUCACAAAAUACAACGUCAACUAGCUCUGCAGGCCCCAAACGUUCCUCGGAUGGGAUUGCGGGGGCUUCGGGGAAAAAUUUCCUGGAAGAGGAUAUCUCGAGACCGAGAAAGCGGAACAGACCUGCGUAUGGCAAGAAAGUCAAGGAGUCACACGUGAAGAGGUCUAGCAUUUAUCGAGCCGACUCUCCAGAGAGGAAGUCAUUCAAGCGUAUUGAGGUAGACCCCAGUCCGACCAAAAAUACAAAUUCGGGGGCAGGUUUCAAGGAAUUUCCAUUAGGAUCUUCACCAGCCAGUAGUCCAGCGAAGAGCGGGUUCAGAACUGGCCCUCUCAUCUCAGAUGAGUCACCCCAAAGGCCUGGCUCGACAUUCAUCAAGCCUACUGCGAGUUCACAUGAUAUCAAACCAGCGCGAGUAUCAUUGGAUAGGACUGGAUUCAAGAGGCCAACAAAAGGGUUGCGGCGUCAGAACCCGACUAGAAACGGUCAAUCGAAUGGGGAUCCGGAAGGAACGCCUACACAGAAACCGACAGCUUUCAAAAUGCCAGAUAUGAAAGGGAUGGAUGAUGUGGAUGAUGUGGAUGACAGUAGACCCAUCCCAGAUACCCAGCAACUAGGCCUCCUACUCGACGAAGAGAUCGAUGGUGGUAUGAAGUCAGACUCAGAUGUUGACGGAUUAGAUCAUAUCCUGCCCGGUGGGCCCCUGGGAUCACGUUGUCCCAUGUGCCACGAAACUGUCGAUCAAGAACUUCUCAAGAAGCACUUGGCCGGGGGCAGUAUGAACGUCAGAAGACAAUCGGCCUUUUGCAGGCUGCACAAGCGGAAGGAAGCGCAAGACCAUCGGAAGACGAAGGGAUACCCAGACGUAGACUGGGGAAACAUCGAGUCCCGGCUCCAGAUGCACACGGAUAUCAUCGAGAAUAUACUGCAGGGGCAAAGACUGUCACAUUACGCCUCAGUAUUCCAGAAGCGAGUUGAGUCCGGCGAGAACAGAAUGCUGUUGAAAACCAACGAAAGCCUCAUCCCAGGAUAUUAUGGCCCACGUGGUCUACGCGUCAUGUCGGAGUUUAUCACCAAGAACUUCUCCGACACGCUCCGCAAGAGAGCCGUCGAGGAUCGUCUGGUCUCCUCCAGGGGCUAUUCUGGGUAUAUGCAGGCGGUGCUGGUACCAGAGCUGGCUAUCCGUCUGAUCAUGGAGGACAUGAGUGUCACAGAGGAGGAUGCAAGGGGGAUCCUGUCGGAUAGCUGCGACGUCGGCGAGCUGGUACAUGAGGAGACGAGAGAUGUUGUACGAUGGAGCGAUGAUGAGGGUGGUGAGAACUAG